Messenger RNA from Acanthoscelides obtectus, 876 nucleotides. The record is from the annotation of a GenBank genome assembly. Lineage: Eukaryota; Metazoa; Arthropoda; Insecta; Coleoptera; Chrysomelidae.
AUGAGAGAGACUUUGACUUUCCUAACAGAGCUUCAUAAAGACGAUGUUACUUUAGUUAGUACGGACUGCUUGAAACAAUUUAAAUACAGUUACAGACAAGAAAUUGUGAAAGCUAAGAUUAAAGCCAAUGAUGACUACAUUAAUAAAUCCAACAACAGACAACAUGCUGCUUGGAAUAUCAUAAAGAAUGUUAAACCGUACGCACACAACCAGGACUCCUCAACAUCUCUCACAGCACAUCAAUUCAACGACUUUUUUACCCAUAGGCCACAAAAACUUUUAAAUAAAAUUACCCCAUCCGAUGUUUCUCCAUCGCAUUAUAUGAAUCAUCCUACUCAUAGUUCACACUUCAGGGAAGUUUCAUAUCAUGAUGUGAGAACUGCCAUAAAUAAACUAAAAAACUCAAAGAGUACUGACCCAUAUGGCUUUACUGUCAGGAUUGUCAAAACCUUGCAAAAUCUCAUCAUAUAUCCUCUAACCAAGUUAUUCAAUCAGUGUAUAGAAAGUAAUACUUUUCCGGAUUUUUUCAAACUAUCUAAAAUUAUACCCAUUUUCAAACAAGGGGAUACUGAAGAGUUAUGCAACUACAGGCCCAUUUCCUUAAUACCUAUUUUUGCGAAAAUUUUGGAAUUAUUGUUGAAAGAUCAAAUUAAUGAAUACUUUGAGGCUAAUAAUCUAUUUUGCUCAACACAGUUUGGUUUUAGGAAAAAUAGUUCCACCACAUCAGCUAUUAACAGUUUUAUUCAGUUUGUGAACCAGACUUUUGAAAACAACCUAUAUGGCGCAGCAUGUUUGUUGGACUUGUCCAAAGCUUUUGAUUGUGUUCAACACGACAUCCUGUUGGAAAAGCUCCCUUUUUAUAACUUUCAUGAUUAA